AUGGAGAUCGAUGGAAUUCCUGCCUUGGCUUCCGAUACAGAUUUACAGAAAAUCAAACCCAUCAAUAGUAAAAAAUUACUGGCUUAUAUCAAUUAUUACAUUACUUAUACGGUCAAUUUUGUGAAUCGCUUUUCUUCUGUGAAUGAAGAGAGGUUAGAGGAAGUUACCACGCGAUUGCAAAAGCUCGAAGUAGCCAUGGCAGUUUUAGAAGCAAAAUUAUCGUCCGUGCCAGGCUUAGAAAAUGUGACUGCAGAUUCUCAGGAUCAACCGACGGUACAGCAACAGCAAUCUACGGUACAGCAACAGCAAUCUACGAUACAGCAACAGCAAUCUACGGCUACCGAAGGCCUACAACAAGAUAACAUUCAACAAUCUGAAGGGGACUUUAUCGCACUUAAAGAUGAUGCCCGGUAUAAAAAGUUUUUCAGUAUGUUACGUGUUGGCAUACCAAAUCAAGCAAUCAAAUUAAAAAUGACGGUAGAAGGAUUGGAUCCUGCAAUGCUAGAUUUUUCACCGGAUGAUCCAGCCCCUGAUGGUGGUGUACGAGACGAAGAUGACUUUGGAAGCGUCGACGGCAACAAUUCUGCAGAUAAUUUCAGCGAUUAA
This is a messenger RNA of Trichoplax adhaerens, 606 nucleotides long. RefSeq lists its product as uncharacterized. Gene Ontology annotation, cellular component: WASH complex. Gene Ontology annotation, biological process: exocytosis; actin filament polymerization. The transcript is spliced from 7 exons. The record is from RefSeq and is a predicted model, not a curated record. NCBI's taxonomy places the organism in Eukaryota, Metazoa, Placozoa, Uniplacotomia, Trichoplacea, Trichoplacidae. Bases 1 to 606 code for a protein of 201 amino acids.